AUGAACACAAUCAUCUGCAUCGUUAUCUUUGCCGGUGUAGUUCUGAGCGCUCCUGGUGCGAAGGAAGAUAAACGUCAUCGGGGACAUCAUGGAGACCUCGAGAACUCAUUGCUACCACCGUUCCUUGAAAACGUGACCAGAGAAGCGCGGAAGGAGUACUUCAAGAUCAUAUUCAGCAAGAAUGAGACAAUCCGCGAACAGAAGAAAGAAGUACUCGAAUGGGCUGAGAAGAACAACGUUACGGUGAGAAUUUCUAGUUUCGGUGAGAAAAAUUAG
This is a messenger RNA of Haemonchus placei, 276 nucleotides long. The record is from the annotation of a GenBank genome assembly. NCBI's taxonomy places the organism in Eukaryota, Metazoa, Nematoda, Chromadorea, Rhabditida, Trichostrongylidae.